Bufo bufo (common toad) is the source of this 1434-nucleotide messenger RNA. It is a transcript of the gene KCNS2, whose product is annotated as potassium voltage-gated channel modifier subfamily S member 2. The coding region runs from base 1 to 1434 and encodes 477 amino acids. Gene Ontology annotation, cellular component: membrane; voltage-gated potassium channel complex. NCBI's taxonomy places the organism in Eukaryota, Metazoa, Chordata, Amphibia, Anura, Bufonidae. The transcript has a single exon. Gene Ontology annotation, biological process: regulation of delayed rectifier potassium channel activity; protein homooligomerization; potassium ion transmembrane transport. Gene Ontology annotation, molecular function: voltage-gated potassium channel activity; protein binding. The record is from RefSeq and is a predicted model, not a curated record.
AUGACAGGCACACAAUUGAGGGAUUUGUACGACAGUGGUAUUGAAGAUACAGAGAUUAGUAUAAAUGUCGGAGGCUACAAGAAGAGGUUAAGGUAUGACACACUUCUAAGAUUCCCAGAGACAAGACUGUGCAAGUUGUUGACCUGUCAAUCAAAGGAAUCCAUCCUGGAACUGUGUGAUGAUUAUGAUGACACCAAGAAUGAAUUUUACUUUGAUAGGAACCCAGACCUGUUCCCUUAUGUGUUACAUUUCUACAACACUGGGAAGCUCCAUGUUAUGGGCGAACUCUGUGUUUUCUCCUUCUGCCAAGAGAUUGAAUACUGGGGGAUUAAUGAAUUCUUCAUAGACUCCUGUUGCAGUUACAGCUACCAUGGACGGAAGGUGGAACCAGACCAGGAUCAAUGGGAUGAUAAAAGUGAGCAGGAAAGCACCACAUCCUCUUUUGAUGAAAUCUUAGCAUUUUAUCAUGAUGCUUCCAAGUUUGAUAGACAACCCCUUGGAAGCUUCAGGAGAAGACUUUGGCUUGCACUGGAUAAUCCAGGAUACUCCAUCUUGAGCAGGAUAUUCAGCAUACUGUCCAUUUUGAUAGUCAUUGGAUCUAUUGUCACUAUGUGCCUCAACAGUUUGCAGGAUUUUCAGAUUGUCAAUGCUAAUGGCAGCACUGAAGAAGACCCCCGCUUUGAGAUUGUGGAACACUUUGGCAUAGCUUGGUUCACACUUGAACUGGUGGUGCGUUUUGCCGUUUCUCCAGAUAUGACUUUGUUCUUCAAGCAUCCAUUGAACAUCAUAGAUUUUAUUUCCAUUGCUCCAUUUUAUAUCACCUUGAUAGUCAACCUAGUGGUGGAGAGCUCUCCAACUCUAGCAAACCUAGGUAGAGUGGCCCAGGUACUGAGACUUAUGAGAAUAUUCCGUAUCCUGAAACUGGCCAGACAUUCAACGGGUCUGAGGUCUUUGGGGGCAACCCUAAAAUACAGCUACAGAGAGGUGGGAUUGCUGUUGCUUUAUCUUUCUGUAGGGAUCUCUAUAUUCUCUGUUGUGGCUUACACUAUAGAAAAAGAGGAGAACGAUGGGUUGGCCACCAUCCCUGCCUGUUGGUGGUGGGCUACUGUUAGCAUGACCACAGUUGGGUAUGGAGAUGUGGUCCCAGGCUCCAUAGCUGGAAAAUUGACUGCUUCUGCCUGCAUCUUAGCUGGAAUAUUGGUCGUUGUGCUUCCCAUCACUCUCAUCUUUAACAAAUUUUCACAUUUUUACAGACGACAGAGGCAGUUAGAGAAUGCUAUGAGGAGCUGUGAUUUUGGAGAUGGGGUAAAAGACAUUGCAUCCGUUAAUCUUAGGGAUUACUAUGCCCAGAGAGUCAAAUCCUUAAUGGCAAGCAUCACAAAUAUAAGUAAAAACACCUCCAGUGAGCAGAGUCUAAAUGAUUCCUUAAGCUAG